Molecule: messenger RNA, 2239 nt
Organism: Sorex fumeus (smoky shrew)
Lineage: Eukaryota; Metazoa; Chordata; Mammalia; Eulipotyphla; Soricidae
Gene: DLGAP5
Product: DLG associated protein 5
Exons: 18
Coding region: 92-2239 (715 amino acids)
Biological process (GO): chromosome segregation; regulation of mitotic cell cycle; mitotic spindle organization
Cellular component (GO): cytoplasm; nucleus; spindle pole centrosome
Molecular function (GO): microtubule binding
Source: RefSeq, a predicted model, not a curated record
GUCGCGUUUCGGAGGCGGCAGUGGCCUUCCUGUGGGAGAGUUCCUGCACGUUUUUGUUUGGCCGAGGUUUCACGCCACCAGCUGCUUCAGGAUGUCAUCAUCACAAUUUGCUGCUCGACAUAGGAAGGAUUUAAGUACUGAGAUGAUUAGAACUAAAAUUGCUCAAAGAAAAUCACUGUCUCAGAAAGAAAACAGACACAAGGAAUUCCAGCGAAAUAGACUCUUUGGUUUGAAAGAUGUCAACAUUCCAAUCAUGGAAGGUAGAAGUCUUCUUGAAAUGAGUGAGACUUCUGAAGAGCUUGUUCCCAAAAAGGCCACUAUGAAAUCAAGUUCAACUACUAGCCCUGUGUGUGAUCAACGAAGACAAAUGCUCCAGAAAUUCAAGGAGGAAAAGCAGCUUCAAAAGCUGAAAGAACAGAGAGAGAGAGCGAAAAAAGGAAUCUUUAAAGUGUGUCGUUUUAGACCUGACAUGCCUUAUUUUCUGUCAAACCAGAAGACUCUGAAAGCUGAGCCUCAGAAGGAUGUUCAAUCUUCUGUGCGGAUUACAAGGUCAAAGGCCAGAGAGCAAAUGGAACAGAUUAAGAUUAAUGAUGGAACUAAAGUUCGAGCAACUCUAUCUGCUCCAAGGCAAACUUCUGCAAAGAAAGCGUUGGAUAAAGAGAAACAAGCUCCACGGCCUGUUACCACAGUGGUGAGAAUGACUCGCUCAGCUACAAACAAUUUACAGUCAGCAAAGCAGAUUGUCCAAACAGUCUCCUCUGCAACGAGAAAGACAGUCAUGAGUGCUACUAAUGCAGAAAGAAAAUCAUCCAAUGAAGGAAGAUCUAUGAAAAAGAUAGAAACAAAGCCUGGAGAGGUCAUUUCUUCUAAAGUUGAGAGUGAAGAAAAUACUUCGGAUCCACAAACCAGUGCAACAAAUGGAAUAGAUCUAUCAAAAGUGGAAAACUCGCCAAAGAUAAAUACUCCGAAAAUGAAAGGGAAGAAAUCCUUUGCACCUAAAGAUUUUAUAUUUCAACCACUAAAUGGUCUGAGGACCUAUCAAGUAAACCCUAUGACUCCCCGAAGUGCUGACGCUUUCUUGACACCCAGUUACACAUGGAUGCCUACAGAAACAGAAGUUGAUAAAAUUAAAGAAGAAACAAGAGAAAUUUUUACACAGGAGUGUGAAACUUAUUCUACUGAGACAGUACAUCAAGAUUCAAAUAAAUCACAGUGUCUUUUAGAUUCUCUCACAGUGUGCAAUAAAGAACAUAAAAGUGAAACUCUUAAAAAUUCACAUGGUCACUCAAUAGAAGUCCCGCCCCUUCAAAUAAAUGAAGAACAGAUGUCUCAGCAAGAACACAAUGUGCCAUAUUUCAGAAAUAUUCUCCAGUCAGAACGUGAGAAAUUAAUUACAUACUGCCUUGAGUGGGACAAGAAGCUUCAACUGGAUAUUCCAGAUGAUGUUAAAGAUCUUAUUCAUCUAGCAGUUGGUCAGACAAGACUUCUUAUGAAAGAAAGGUUCAAACAGUUUGAAGGACUGGUGGACAAUUGUGAAUAUAAACUUGGUGAAAAGGAGACAACUUGUACAGAUCUGGAUGGAUUUUGGGAUAUGAUUAAUUUUCAGAUAGUUGAUGUAAAACAAAAAUUCAACAACCUGACCAAACUUGAGCAAAAUGGAUGGCAAAACAACAAGACAAGCAAAAAACUCUUACGGAAGAAGGUUGUCUCAAGUUUAGCAAGUCAACCCAAACAGGACGACAGUGCAAGAAUUGCUGCUAGAAAUCGCCUAGCUGCCAUAAAAAAUGCAAUGAGAGAGAAAAUCAAGCAGGAAGAACGUGCUGGGAUGGCAAACUCUGUAAUGCCAAAGGAAGUGGAUAAAAUAGUGUUUGAUGCUGGGUUUUUCAGAGUGGAAAGUCCUGUUAAAUCAUUCUCAGGGCUUUCUAUCUCUUCUGAACCUCUUUCUCAAAAAAGUCAAACACCGAAUUCUGCCAGCAAAGUUGUGUCUGAAAACAGGACUGGGGUUGAUCUUCCAAGACAAAUGACACCACUAGCAAUUUCUCAUCCAGUACCAUUUUGCAAUGAAAGAGUCACCACUGAAUGCAACCUUGAUUCUCCUCGUCUCAGCUGUGGUAAUCCAUUCACGCCUGUGGAGAAGAGACACCAGAGAAAGUCCAGAUAUGUUUCCUUUGGUGGCAACCUGAUCACCUUCUCGCCUUUGAGGCCCCUCACUGGAGAACAGUCAGAAGAGUCAAAUUAA